UGUUCCUUUUGCGGACGAGUCAGAAAUGGUGGGAAGGGAAGUUGAGGUAUCUCGAGUUGUAAGCAUGUUAAUUAGCUCAGACUAUAAGAAGAAAUUGCCUGUCAUCUCAAUAGUUGGGAUGGGUGGCCAGGGUAAAACAACCCUUGCACAGCUGGUGCUAAAAAAUGAGAAUGUAACAAAGCAUUUUGAUAAAAAAAUAUGGGUUUGCGUCUCUGAUGAUUUCAAAGUUGAGAGGCUGCUGAAUGAGAUGCUUCAAUCCCUCGGGGAAAAGAAUGUUGAGACGACAAAUAGGGAAGCAUUGGUGACGAGGCUUCAAGAAAAUCUGAAUGGAAAAAGUUACUUGCUUGUGCUCGAUGAUAAUUGGAAUGACAAUCGAGAGAAAUGGGAUGGCAUGAGGAGCUGUUUGCUCGAAAUAGGAGGUGCUCCAGGAAGCAAAAUAUUGGCCACCACACGUAGCGAUGAGGUAGCCUCAUCAAUGCAAACAUCUGGUUUGCAUCAUCUAGACAUCCUCUCAGAUGAUCAUAGCUGGAUGUUGUUUGAAAAACUAGCUUUUGCAGACGGUGGUGCAAGAAAGACUCAAGAUCUGGUGGACAUUGGCAGAAGGAUACUGAAAAGGUGCGGCGGCGUGCCAUUAGCGAUCAAAGUGAUUGGGGGUUUGUUGUAUUCCAAAAAGAAUGCCUCGGAAUGGUUGACGAUCGAGAAGAGUGAAAUAUGGAACGAGUCGACCAAUAUUGCAAAUGGAGUCAUUUCUGUCCUGAAGCUGAGUUACGAGAAUUUACCUUCAUGGUCAGUGAAACAAUGCUUUGCAAGUUGUUCCAUUUUCCCGAAGGAUGCUGAGAUGGAAAAACAAAGCUUGAUACAGAUUUGGAUGGCCCAGGGAUUGAUUAAUGAUGCCAAGGGAGGAGGAGGUCAUUUGCAAAUGGAGGAUAUAGGCAGUGAGUAUUUCAACGUAUUGCUUCGGAGUUCUUUGUUGCAAGCUGGUUAUAAGAAUUUCUUUAAUGAAAUCGUGUUCUGCCGGAUGCACGACCUUGUGCAUGAUCUUUCACUGCAAGUGUCAAAUAAUCGUUUCUUCAAUACAGAGGAUGACAUGGAAGUCAGUUAUCAUGAUGAAGUUAUGCAUUUGACCAUCAUUGGGAGUCAAGGGAAGGUGUUAAAGAAUAUCGAAGGGAUUCCUCCAAAUUUGCAAACGCUUUAUUAUCUUGGGGGUGAUGGUAUUAUGCUCAAAGAUAUCUUGGAAAGGUCUAGAUACCUUUCUGUAUUAAAAGUAGACGGCUGGCAUGUUACUCAUCUCCCGAAUUCAGUGGGUAAUAUGAAACAUUUAAGACAUCUUGAUAUCAGGCGAACUGGGAUCACCGCUCUGCCAGAUUCGAUCACAAAGCUCUACAAUUUGAUGACCUUGAAAGUACUUUACUUGGAAGAGAUACCUAAGAAGUUCGGCAAUUUAAUUAACUUGAGGCAUCUUGAGUUUUUGGAGAUUCAUUUGGACCGAUGUUUAUUCCCGGGAAUUGGGCAGUUGGCUAAUCUUCGGACGUUGCCCCACUUCGUGGUAAGCCAAGACAAGGGAUGUCAACUUGAGGAGUUGGAACACUUGCGCAACCUCGGAGGCGAGUUAGAAAUAUUUGGACUCGAAAAUGUAAGCAGCUUUGAAUCAGCAGCAAAAGCAAAGUUGUCCAAAAAAUCAAGCAUUCAAGGUUUAAGACUUUCAUGGAAUGGCACGAAAGAAGAUUGCGACGACAACAAUAUCAACAGUGUCAUGAAAGGUCUCCAACCUCACCCAGACUUGAAAAGUUUAGCCAUUAAUGGUUUCGAAGGUUCAAGGUAUCCGUCGUGGAUGGUGGCAAAGGAUCACUUGAUGGUACUCCUUCGGAAUCUGGUAGACAUCGAGUUGAGAGGAUUGGGUAAGUGUGAACAAGUACCACCACUAGGGGACUUGCCUUGUCUCGAGUCCUUAGAGAUGGCCUCCUUACACAAUGUGAAGCGCAUUGGAGCUGAAUUCUAUGGUCUCCUUACACAUCUCGAUAUUAAUGCAAGGAGCAGCGCUUCUUGUAGCAGCAGUAGCAGAGAGGCGAAACCAAUCACUCUGUUUCCUAAACUGUCGCGUUUUGUUUUGGAGGACAUGGGAAGUCUAGGGGAGUGGUCAGAUGCAAUGGUUCCCUCGGAUUCUUCUUCAUCAAUUAAGGUAUUCCCUAAUCUCCGGUACUUGAGAAUCUGUAGGGUCCCCAAGUUGGCUGCUUUACCAGAUAUGGAGAACUUGACAUCUCUUGUGCAGUUGAGCAUACAGAGAUGCGGAAGUUUGGCUUGCCUAAGUAAUUUGAAUAGCCUUACAUCUCUCGAAUCCUUAUAUUUAGAUGACUGCCCUGCUCUUGAAUCCUUAUGCUUGAAGAGCUUGACAUCUCUUGCGAAGUUAAAGAUAUGGGGAUGCGGAAGUUUAGCUUGCCUAAGUAAUUUGAAUAGCCUUACAUCUCUCGAAUCCUUAAUCUUAAGUGACUGCCCUGCUUUAUUAGAUGCUUCUCUAGAUAUGAAAAACCCCCAAUCCCUAAGUGAAUUAACCAUCUUAGAAUGUGAUAAGAUGAAUCCUUCAUUGAGUAAUAAUCUUGAGAAGUUCACAUCGCUCGAGGAGUUGAGGAUCCGUUCUCGUGACCCUGGUUGCUGGGCAAAGGGUCUACACCAUCUAGCCAACCUCAGAUCGUUGGUCCUCGGUGGCUUCUCUGAUGACCUUGUUCAUUUCCCGUGGCCAGACUCCAUCAUCAAUGUUGCCAGCGAUGAUGCCAAGGAUUCUACAAUACAGCGUCUUAUCUCUCUGGAGCGUCUUGAAUUGUGUGGAUGGCCAAAAAUCACGUCUCUCCCAGACCAAAUUCAGCAUCUCUCUACCUUGAGGACGUUAGAGAUAUGGAAGUUUGAGGGGUUGGAAGUUCUUCCAGAGUGGAUGGGUAGCCUUCGGAAUCUUGGACAAUUGGGGAUUGUUGAUUGCUCUAACCUCAGACAAUUGCCCUCUGCAGAAGCAAUACGACACCUCACCAAUUUAAAUUAUCUAUGGAUCAACAGCUGUCCUCUUUUAGCAAAGAGAUGCACCAAUGGAAGUGGCGCAGAGUGGCCCAAGAUUGCACAUAUUCCCCGAGUUGAGAUCCAUUGAACAAAUGUUUGCGCCUUUUGGCUGUAACUGUAAGUAGUUAAUAUUUCCAAUGUUCUGUUUUAAUCUACGUAUUCGGUUUGUUUAGAAUUUUAUUAGUACUUUUUUUUUCUUAUAUAUAAUCCCCGGAAGGAAA
Messenger RNA from Coffea eugenioides, 3266 nucleotides. RefSeq names its product disease resistance protein RGA2-like. The coding region runs from base 26 to 3133 and encodes 1035 amino acids. Gene Ontology annotation, molecular function: ADP binding. The transcript has a single exon. Gene Ontology annotation, biological process: defense response to other organism. The record is from RefSeq and is a predicted model, not a curated record. NCBI's taxonomy places the organism in Eukaryota, Viridiplantae, Streptophyta, Magnoliopsida, Gentianales, Rubiaceae.